AUGAAUGCCAACAUUUUCUUUGCCGUAAUGUUGUUGACCAUUGGCGCAGUUUCAUCAAAGAGAAUCAGAUACCAGAGCUGCGGUUCGCAAACGCGUGCAGAAAUCAGCUCCGUGGAUAUAACUCCCUGCGAUCAAGAUCCUUGUGUUUUCAGACGAGGAAAACAGGAGACAUUUACAAUGAAGUUCAUUCCGCGCGAAUUGAUAACAUCCGCAAAAAUUUAUGCCAACGGAAUGAUGGGUGGUGCGAAGAUUCCUUUGCCGAUAAACCACGAUGUUUGCCAAGGCUACGGGCUGAGCUGUCCUCUGAAGGCUGGCGUCGAAGCGGAGUUGGUGUUCUCUGUGAAACUUCAUGCAUUUUACAUACCGCGUGGAGAGUACGCGAUGGAAGCCUACAUCAAGGACCAAAAUGGCAACUUGGUGGUCUGUGUAAAGAUUAAUUUAGAAAUCGCUUAA
This is a messenger RNA of Orbicella faveolata, 453 nucleotides long. Its product is annotated as mite group 2 allergen-like Ixo r 2. Gene Ontology annotation, molecular function: sterol binding. The record is from RefSeq and is a predicted model, not a curated record. Gene Ontology annotation, biological process: sterol transport. Lineage: Eukaryota; Metazoa; Cnidaria; Anthozoa; Scleractinia; Merulinidae.